Molecule: messenger RNA, 4286 nt
Organism: Scomber scombrus (Atlantic mackerel)
Lineage: Eukaryota; Metazoa; Chordata; Actinopteri; Scombriformes; Scombridae
Gene: pnpla7b
Product: patatin-like phospholipase domain containing 7b
Exons: 35
Coding region: 237-4202 (1321 amino acids)
Biological process (GO): lipid metabolic process
Cellular component (GO): endoplasmic reticulum
Molecular function (GO): phosphatidylcholine lysophospholipase A1 activity
Source: RefSeq, a predicted model, not a curated record
AAAAGUGUUUGGUCGGUUAAGCAGAAAGAAGUGAACCAAACACGUAUUAAUUGGUGCGUAUGUGUAAUGGACUCUGUCAACAACAACAACAACACACUUCUCUCUCUCGCAUUGUGCUGUCGUGUGUUCACUUGUGUAGAGGACUGCAGAGGAGGAUAACAGCUGAAGUUUCCUUCAUUUGACAUUACAUUUGGACUGUGUGCGUACUUCUCAGCUGUUGUGUUGUGUAUGAGGCAAUGGAUGACAAUGAUGAAGAGGACAGCUGCAGUAUAUACCCGAUCGGCAGUAACAUAAAGGCCAAGAUGCAGCAGUUUGUAGAGGAAAGAACAGAAGUCAACAUGUGGACGGCUGUUCUGAUCGGAGCUGUGACAGCUGUCUGCAUCGUUGGUGUCGUCGUGUUUCUUCUUUACAGAAGAUACAAGAAGUCAAAGGAGGAGGCCGGCGUUCCUCACUAUCGCUUCAGGAAGAGAGAUAAGGUCAUGUUCUAUGGUCGGAAGAUUAUGAGAAAGGUGCAGACGUUGUCCUCCACCCCGGCCCCGAAUUCAAACUCAGCAUCCCGGCAGAGGGUGAGGAAGAGGACUAAAGUCCUGUCUAUAGCUCGCAAGAUCCUGCGUAUCCGGAGGGAGCCCCCCACCCUGCAGCCCAAGGAGCCUCCUCCCAGUCUGCUGGAGGCUGACCUGACUGAGUUUGAUGUGCAGAACUCCCAUCUGCCCUCUGAGGUGUUGUACAUGCUGAAAAAUGUCAGGGUGCUGGGACACUUUGAGAAGCCUCUCUUCCUGGAGCUGUGUCGUCACAUGGUGCUGAUCCAGCUGCACCAGGGGGAGGCGCUCUUCCGACCGGGCGACACCGACGACAGUAUUUACGUGGUUCAAGACGGCCGCCUGGAGCUGUGCAUCCAUGAGAGCGAUGGUACGGAUGCUGUGGUGAAGGAGGUUUUAACAGGAGACAGUGUCCACAGUUUGCUCAGCAUCCUGGAUAUCAUCACUGGCUAUCCGGCUCCUUACAAGACUGUGUCUGCGAGGGCUGCCGCUCCCUCCACCGUCCUGCGUCUUCCAGCUGCAGCGUUUCAGUCAGUGUUUGAGAAAUAUCCCGAAACUCUGGUCCGUGUCAUCCAGAUAAUCAUGGUGCGUCUCCAGAGAGUGACCUUCCUCGCCUUACACAACUACCUCGGCCUGACCACUGAGCUCUUCAACCCGGAAAGUCAAGCCAUCUCCUUGGUGUCAGUAUCUCAUGUUCUGGGUGAGGCUCAUCCACACAGAGGCCUCCGCAGGCAACCCUCCCACUCUGAGGAGUCGGGCCCUGAAAAAACAGACACAGAAAAAUCCAGUCCCUCUGAAGCGCCACCAAAAUUCAGGAAGUCUCGCUCUCUCUCCAAUCCGAAUCCGGAUAUUACAGGUGAAAUGUCAGUCGACCUCAACAGAGUGUAUGAACGGGCGAGAAUUGCCAAAGAGGAGACGGUGCCUGCAAGUCCAGUGAAGUCUAUCCUGAAGAAGAGCGUGACAAUGCUGCACACUCCAUCUGCCGUUUACCACUACAGUGACACAGGAGGGGGGAAUGUUCAUCAUAAUAAGGUCAAUGCCAUUUUCCAAGCUGCCAAAAAGGAUCUGGUACGGGUCAUCCAGAUGCAGGACCCCAGUCUGCUGGAGGGGAGGGUGAAUCUACGCCAGGUCAAAGCUGGCACUGUUGUAGCCCACCAGGGAGACCAGGACGCGAGCGUGGCGUUCCUCAUCUCGGGCGUGCUCCACGUUUACCAGCGGAUGAUCGACCGCGAGGACGAGAGUCUGCUGUUCGUCACCCACCCGGGGGAGAUGGUGGGUCACCUGGCCGUCCUCACGGGGGAGCCUCUCAUCUUCACCGUCAGAGCUCAGCGAGACUGCAUGUUCCUCUCCAUAUCCAAGGCUCACUUCUAUGAGAUAAUGCGAGAAGAACCGAGGGUGGUGUUGAAUGUAGCUCACACGGUGGUGAAGAGGGUGUCACCGUUUGUCAGGCAGAUUGAUUUCGCUCUGGACUGGAUGGCUGUGGAGGCCGGCCGUGCCGUCUACAGACAGAGAGACAAGUCAGACAGCACCUUCAUUGUCCUCAGUGGCCGACUGCGCUCUGUCAUUGCAAAGGAUGAUGGGAAGAAGGAGCUAGCUGGAGAGUACGGUCGCGGGGAUCUCAUUGGUGUGGUCGAGGCCCUGACCCACAUGAACCGAGCCACCACAGUCCACGCUGUCAGGGACUCUGAGCUGGCCAAGCUGCCCGAAGGAGCUCUGAACUCCAUCAAGAGGAGGUAUCCUCAGGUCGUCACCAGACUCAUUCAUCUGCUGGGACAGAAGAUCCUGGGCAACAUGCAGCAGGUCAACGGGCCUCUAGCUGCACGCAGUCUGACCCUCCACACCCCCAACAGUAAGUGGGAUGCAGGGAACCCAGUCUCCAACCUGUCCACUGUGACCAUCCUGCCUGUGUCUGACGAGGUUCCCCUCACCGCCUUCACUCUGGAGCUGCAGCACGCACUCAGUGGCAUCGGCCCCACUCUACUGCUGACCAGUGACACCAUCAAACAGCGACUGGGCGCUGCCGCUCUGGACAACGUCCACGAGUACCGUCUGUCCAGUUGGCUCGGCCAGCAGGAGGACAUCCAUCGCAUCGUCCUCUACCAGUCUGACUCCGGACUCACGCCGUGGACGCAGCGCUGCAUCCGCCAGGCCGACUGCAUCAUCAUCGUGGGACUGGGCGAGCAGGAGCCAGCUGUGGGCGAGCUGGAGCGGAUGUUGGAGAGCAGUUCAGUUCGGGCUCAGAAGCAGCUGGUGUUGCUGCAUAAGGAGGACGGCCCCCCGCCUAAAGGGACGGCGGAGUGGCUGAACAUGCGGAGCUGGAUCUGCAGACACCAUCACCUGUCCUGCCCCCGCAGAGUGUUCUCCAGGAGGAGUUUACCCAAACUGAGAGAGUUGUACGAGAGAGUGUUUGAAAAGUGUCCAGAUCGUCACUCUGACUUCUCCCGCCUGGCCAGGAUCCUCACUGGAAACACCAUCGCCCUCGUGCUGGGUGGAGGGGGCGCCAGGGGCUGCUCUCAGGUGGGCAUCCUGCGGGCUCUGAAGGAGGCGGGGAUCCCUAUCGACUUGGUGGGCGGCACCUCCAUCGGUUCCUUAAUGGGAGCACUGUACGCAGAGGAGAAGAGCAACAGUCGGAUGAGGGUCCGGGCUCGCGAGUGGGCCAUGGAUAUGACGUCUCUAUUUAAGAAGAUCGUGGAUCUGACCUAUCCCGUCACCUCCAUGUUUUCUGGAGCUUCCUUUAACUCCAGCAUCAGCUCCGUCUUCAAGGGCAAACAGAUAGAGGACCUGUGGCUGCCGUACUUCAACAUCACUACAGAUAUCACAGCUUCCGCCAUGAGAGUUCACACUUAUGGGUCGUUGUGGCGGUAUGUUCGAGCCAGUAUGUCUCUGUCUGGUUACCUGCCGCCUCUCUGCGAUCCCAAAGAUGGACACUUACUCAUGGAUGGAGGUUACAUCAAUAAUCUGCCUGCUGACGUUGCUCGCUCCAUGGGUGCCAAGGUGGUGAUCGCCAUUGAUGUCGGAAGCCAGGACGAAACCAACCUGACCAACUACGGUGACACUCUUAAUGGCUGGUGGUUGCUGUGGAAACGUAUCAACCCAUUAGCUGAGAAAGUCAAGGUGUUGAACAUGGCAGAGAUCCAGACCCGGCUGGCUUACGUCUGCUGCGUCCGGCAGCUGGAGGUGGUCAAAGACAGCGAGUACUGCGAGUACAUCCGGCCACCCAUCGACCGCUACGGCACGCUGGAGUUUGGGAAGUUUGACGAGAUCGCUGAGGUGGGAUACCAGCACGGGAAGACUCUGUUUGACGUGUGGCAGCGCAGCGGGGUGGUGGACAGCAUGUUGAAGGACAGACAGGAGGAGUUACACAAGACCAAAACUGGCCAUGUGGUCACAUGUCCAAACGCUUCCUUCACUGACCUGGCGGAGAUCGUGUCAAGAAUCGAACCCGUGAAGGUGGCCACGAUUGAAGAGGAACUGUCUGAUGAAUACCAGACAGACUAUGACUAUGACGAGGACGCGGCUGAGAGCGCCCUCUCUGACUAUGAGGCGUUCACCGGCGGCAGUGAACACACAGAGGGAGAGGAGACUGCAGACACUGGUGAAACAGAUGAGGAGAUUCAAAUCAGAGUUCGACACCGGCUCAGUAAUGCCUCAGAAAGUGCUUGACAGUGACAUCCAUCAAAGCCACAGAACACACUUUUCAAUGCAGUAUUUCUGGUAACUUUUGAGAAAUGCAGCAUCACACUGACU